Messenger RNA from Porites lobata, 1906 nucleotides. The record is from the annotation of a GenBank genome assembly. Lineage: Eukaryota; Metazoa; Cnidaria; Anthozoa; Scleractinia; Poritidae.
AUGGGGACUGUGCCUUCCGUAAUAACAAUAAUGAGACAAGUAAGAAAACUUGUCCACAAUGAGGCAGGUCAAUUAUCAGAGCACCUGAGGCGUCUAGGACUCUUAAAUACUGAAGACCUGGAUACGUACACUCUUCGACAACUAUUUGUAGAUGCAGUUUUAGCUGACGACUGCAGCAUCUCAAACUUCGUCGAAGGUUCCCAGGCAGAUGUUGAAAGGAAAGCCCGCGAGUUUAGCGUAAGAGGUUUUUUUGAUCAAGAAAUUGGCGACUUUGUAAUAAGACUGUGUUCAAAUAUCUUGCAAGUUCCAAUUAUGGUGAUAACGUCUUCUGAAACAAUUCCUUUUUUGCCCUUCAACUGCGAUAAUCCUUUGAGUAACACCCCAAUCUAUAUUGCUUACCAUUAUUUUGGGGCAGGCCAUUACGAUGCUACGGAGAGCAUAACCAAUGGUAAGUUGAAGUGAAUGGUAAAUUUAACAGGGAUAAGUCUGUCAACUCAAGGAACUGCGUUAUGGGCAGCCGUAAAAUCAAAAGUUGUAAAUACCAGUUUGUUAUGGGUGACCAAACUUUUAUCAUCCAUGUCAUGAUCAUAAUAAUGACUUAUUUUGACGUGUUAUAAGUUUUAUAAUUACUCAAGUGGGGCUAACAAUGGGUUUUAUGUUAAAUAGUUGGUCACGUGAUCGACUUUCUUCAGAAUAUGUUCAAAAGGCGCGAUUGCAACGCCUACCGAGAGUACAAGGAUUUGUAUGCUAGAAAAAUUCAACCGUGACUGGGUGGCAAGAGUUUAUUUUCCCAAUCGCUAUUUUCACAUACACCAUAAUGGUUACAAUGGUUUACAAUGGUUAUUCAAAAAUUUGGGAGGUCAACAAGGUGCAAUACGGCGUAUUUAAAAAGGUUGAAUACGAACAUUCUAAUUGUCGUCGGCCGUUUACAAUCGCUACUUUUGAAAUAUACGACUGAAAAUUUGCAGGUUAUGUAAUUUUAAUACGCCUUUUUCAGUUCUUUCUAACACUAGUUUUUCCUAAACUCACUAAGUUUUGUUUUCAGUCAGUUGUUGGCAUAUACAAGGAAACCUGAGACAGACCUCGAUCGGUUAGGCAACCUCGAGACCUAUGAAUACCACUAUAGUCCAUUAAAGCCUUGCUAGUAGUUACACGGCCGGUAAAACGAAAAGGAACAGCAACGAUACUAAACAACCUAACAAUAAUGAUAACAACAAUAAUGAUAAUAAAACCAAGUAAUCAACGAUUUUUUUUUCCAGAUCCUAUCGAGGCUGAACUUCAACAUGCUCAGGAACAGGCAGUUUCCCCAAUUUGCUAUUGUGGACGGAAGGCAAAAUCCAGAAGUGAGCGCUUUUGUGUUUCAACUGAAAAAUCUCGUUGCCCGUGUGUUUCUAACAAAAAAAAUUGCCAAGCUCAGUGCAAGUGCCGCAACUGCGACAAUCGCAGUCAGAAUCGCCAAAAACUGUCAUGCCGGUGUGGAGAGAGCAGGGCUAAAGGACGGAAAACAGGUCAAACCUCUUGCAUAGAUGUAAGUGGUCAGAGGCGAACAAAAUGUCCCUGCUACUCCAAUGGUAAACCUUGCUCUAUCCUCUGCUCAUGUUUCAACUGUGAAAAUAGAUAUGGAAUAAGGGUUACUCACAGCACAGACGAUUGUAAGGCAGAGAAAAAGAGUAGAAUAACUUCUAAACCACCAUCAUUGAAGAGGCGGCGAACAGCAGCUAUCCUGGAGGAGGAGGGAUCUGAUUUGCAGCCCGGACCAUGGACCCUCGAAGAGAGCUGUCUGUUAGACUCCGUUGAGUCAUUCAUUUUGAACACGUGUGUUAUCCCACGUUACAGAAAUAUAUCCAUAUUGUAUAAUUUUGUGAGCAAGGGUCUGCGUGGAAAUAAUAUACAGUUUACAGUAUAA